AUGAAAUUGAAGAAACAUCGUGAAAAAAAAAUACCAAAAGAUGAUACAUAUGAUUCAAAACUAUUAUCAACAGUAAAAAAAUAUCUUUGUAUUAUAGAAAAUAUUUGGGAUUUGAAAAAAAUACCAAAAAAGAAAAAAUCAAUCACAGAGCCAACAUAUUCACAUGAAUUUGUUACACAUUUAGUGGAUUUUUUAAAAGAUGACUUGCCAAACAUUGAAACAUCCUGGUUUAAUGUUGAGAGUACAGCAACCAAAAAUAGGAAUAAUUUAAUUGGUCCAAGGAGAUGUCCAGACGUUCUCUGGUCAUUGGAAAGUGGCAUUGAAGAAUUAAAUUUUGAAAUACUUUAUAUCGAAAUUUCCAAUGGGCCUUUUAAUAUAACUGAUAAACAUAUCAAAAAAGAUAAAAUACGAUUAGGGAAAUAUUGCAAAGAUUCACUUAAUUACAUUCAUAAUGAAUCUUAUUCUGUUUCACCUGAUAAAAAAACUAAGAUAAUAAGUAUCAUUGAUGGUGCAAUUUUAUUUUCUUUACAUUUUCAUGGCUUAUUGUUAGAUGUAUAUGCAGUAGAAAGGAGUUAUCCUCCACUUUUUAGAAUGAGAAAAAUUAUGGAAAUUGGACUACCUUUAAUAAAAGAUGAAAUUGAUGUUGAAAAAUUUGUUGAUUUUUUUGAACAACUUGAUUCAUUAAAAGAUUUGAUUAAAAAAAAUAUAAAGAAAUUUAGUAUACUAGGAGAUCUUAUAUCAUUGGAUCAAGCUAGUCGAGCAGUAGAUAAUAAUGACAGUGAUGUUAAUAAUGAUAAUAAUGAUAACAUUUAUAAUGAUGUUGAUGAAAGAAGAAUAACUUUUAAUAUGAAAACUUACAAUACUCCUCAAAGAUUGACUAAAAAUAAGUUAUCAAAAUAUUAA
Molecule: messenger RNA, 903 nt
Organism: Entrophospora sp. SA101
Lineage: Eukaryota; Fungi; Glomeromycota; Glomeromycetes; Entrophosporales; Entrophosporaceae
Source: the annotation of a GenBank genome assembly